This is a messenger RNA of Rhopalosiphum maidis (corn leaf aphid), 1848 nucleotides long. Its product is annotated as homeobox protein prophet of Pit-1-like. Bases 619 to 1524 code for a protein of 301 amino acids. Gene Ontology annotation, molecular function: RNA polymerase II transcription regulatory region sequence-specific DNA binding; DNA-binding transcription factor activity, RNA polymerase II-specific. Gene Ontology annotation, biological process: regulation of transcription by RNA polymerase II. The record is from RefSeq and is a predicted model, not a curated record. The transcript has 7 exons. NCBI's taxonomy places the organism in Eukaryota, Metazoa, Arthropoda, Insecta, Hemiptera, Aphididae.
CAUCGGAUGACGCGCUCUUUCGUUAAUCGGACACUCCGGUCAUCCCAAACCAAUUCAAUUUAAAUCAUAAUCACCGUCCAACCAACGAUUUAGAGUUAUUCAUUUUUAUUUUUUUAUUUCGUUGAGAUACUGGAAUUUUUUUCUUCCUGAAACGUCACCGCGUACGUAAAAAAAUUAUUUUUAUAAACCAAUUAUAAUCGCCCGCUAUCAUAAUCACGCGUUGUUUAUGUUCAUAGUUUUUGUAUUUCGAUUCGUCUGUUCACGAAGCCGCCGUCGCCGUCAUUGUAUUCACCGUCGAGUAUAAUAUACCUAAAUAAAUUUCAAUAAAAGUCACGAUCAUUUGGCCAAGUCGUACACUGCAUUCACACCAGUACCGCCGUAGCCAUCACUGUUGCAGACCCAUCGUCACUACCGCGUGCCUGCACCCUUGCGGAGCAGCGUCGACGUUUUGCGACCCGGCGUUCAGUAACGGGCACCGCGAUUGAUCUGAAAGGUGUGGCGGGUGGUGAUCCGCACCACCCGCACAAUAUUUUCCCCGCUCUGUUCUCGAGACAGUUGAACUUCAACAACGGGUCACACCAUCACGGUGGUACGGCACACUCGUCUUCGGGCAAACUCAUGAUGGACGAUUUGCGACCAGGUCUUGGAGGCAUAUUGGGCUUGAUGGACCACGAUCACCAUCAUCAUCACCUUCACCAUCACCACCCGACUGCGGUGCAUGCGGACAAACAACGGGCCUCAAAGGGGGCCAGCGACUCGUCCAAUGAACUCGGCUCGUUGUACGGACUGCCAGUGAACGCGGCCGGCGACUCGUCUCAUCACAAUACACCGUCCCCUGGACGAGGAUCGUUAGCUGAACAGACUACAUCCGAAGGAGCGUUUAAAAAAUUGAAAACGGAACCUUUAACAUCUGUAGGUAGCAUAAGUGCAAGUCAUUCUGGUCACACGCCUACUACAGCUACGUGCCCGACUCCAGCGAGACGAAGACACCGUACGACUUUUACCCAGGAACAACUGGCAGAGCUAGAAGCUGCUUUUGCAAAGUCUCAUUACCCCGAUAUCUAUUGUAGGGAGGAAUUAGCAAGAAGUACAAAACUCAAUGAAGCUAGAAUACAGGUAUGGUUUCAAAACCGAAGGGCCAAGUACAGAAAACAGGAAAAGCAAUUGCAAAAGGCUUUGGCCCCGCCCUCCAUGCUUCCCGGAUGUAACGGGGCCGCCAUGAUGAGAAACAUCUACCCUUCAGCUUCCAGAACGUACCAAGCUUACCCGCACCCGAAUAGCAUGAACAGAUACCAUCCACAGAUGUCAUCCAGUUCGUACAUGUCUACAGCCGUGAUGAGCCAACCGUUCACAGUCACUAGCCAUCAUUCUAAUCCAACUGCUUCUUCUAAUCAGUCUUCUAUUACGACACCUGCAGGAAUGAUGCCAGAAGAAGAAUGGUACAAUAAAAGUUUAUCGGCAUUGCGGAUGAACUCCGGACACCAUCCAAAUCUCACCACACCAAUGUUACAAUAUCAAACAUAGAGUUGCUGUGAUAAUACUAUAGAUACAUAAUAUGAUAAUAUUAUGAUUAUAUGCUAAUUGAAUUAUUUUAAAUAAUUAUUAUAUUACGGGCUGAAUCGUUCAUGUUUUAAAAACCACGCGCCACUUUUUCGUGUACUUAUAACCUCAAUAGAAUAAUAUUCAAAGUCUUGAAACUCUUUUUGCUGAUUUGUGUACAAAAAUACCAUAGAACUCACUUCAAUCUAUUUAUAAGUUAUUUAUAACAACGGUUGUACCUAUGUAAAUAUAUAAUAUAUAUUUUUCGUUUGGUUUGUUUUUUAUCACUUUGGAAAUUCUUUAAGAUUU